Dermatophagoides farinae (American house dust mite) is the source of this 1052-nucleotide messenger RNA. RefSeq lists its product as uncharacterized. Lineage: Eukaryota; Metazoa; Arthropoda; Arachnida; Sarcoptiformes; Pyroglyphidae. The record is from RefSeq and is a predicted model, not a curated record.
UCAAAUCGUUUACAGUGUGUACAGAAAAAAAAUGUUUCAACGUAAAUUAUUCUUGUUGGCCAUAUUUUCAUAUAUGGCUAUUGGACAAUGUGCAUUUAAAAAUAAUUCACUUGACUGUCAUAGAAAUAUCCUGACCGAAAUGGAUAAACAUUUACGUUCAAUGGAAUUGGUACAUGGUGAUCAACAAUUUCCAGAAUCAUUGGAAGAAUUGAAAGCACAUUGUGGACGAAACAAAAAAGUAAUUGAUUUGAUGUCCAAAAUGGCUGAUAAAUGUAUGACCGGUUUCACUAAGAACAUAAUGCAAGUAACCAUUUAUUCGCUUCGACGGUCAAGAAAAUCGAUUUGUAAAAAUAAACCAAAUAAAGAAAUGCUUGCAUUGAUAAAUGCUGGAAAAUGUGUAAACGGUGGCCGUAAACGAUUCAGUAAAUGUGUGAAACAUGCACAGAUUCAUAUUGAAACAGUAAAAGAUAUGCCGACUAAAAAACGAAUUCCAUUGAUUUGUUGUGAAAUUGUACGAGCUAAAAGCUGUAUGUUAGAUAAAGCUAAAGAUGUAAAUGAAUGUUCGGAACAAAAUGUUGAAACAUUACAACGUCGAUUUACACACAUCAGUGCAAAUUCUAUGAAUAUGGCAUGCGGUGAUUAUACUGAAGAUAGUAAUCGAUGUGAUACGGUUAAACCACCAGAAGGUUUGGAUUAUAAUAGACCACCAAAAUCAUUCAUGACAACGGCAUUAGAAUUGAUCAAUUUAUUUGAGAAUGAUCCAGAAUUACAAGUUUGAUUCUUAACAUCAUCAUCAUCAUCAUCAUCACGAAUUAACAUUAUUUUCAUCAUAUGGUUUGGGAUCUCAUUGGUCGAUGGCUUUUAUAAUGAAUUCAAAUUCAAAUUGAAUCCAAUGCAUAUUUAUACUAAGAAUGAUGAAAGCGGAUUCUAAUUGAAUGCCAAUGACCAAAAUUACCUGCAUAUUAUCAUUAUAUUUUUAUUUCUAUUAUUAUUUUUAUGGCGACAUGGGAUAAUAUACUUACAUUAUUUAAUAAUUUAAUAAUAAUAAAUAA